Anopheles cruzii is the source of this 2135-nucleotide messenger RNA. It is a transcript of the gene Arr2, whose product is annotated as arrestin homolog. The record is from RefSeq and is a predicted model, not a curated record. Gene Ontology annotation, cellular component: cytoplasm. Gene Ontology annotation, molecular function: G protein-coupled receptor binding. Lineage: Eukaryota; Metazoa; Arthropoda; Insecta; Diptera; Culicidae. Gene Ontology annotation, biological process: signal transduction; G protein-coupled receptor internalization. Bases 242 to 1438 code for a protein of 398 amino acids. The transcript is spliced from 4 exons.
GUUGUUUUCUCUAACCGAACCGUAAACGCGAAGCGAAUUCCAAGCGAAGCCGCUACCGAAAGCUACAGCAACAGCAAAUUUCACUCACGAAAGUUUCAAGUUUCGUGACAGCGAAUUCAACACAAUCGUUGUUGACCGUGACCGCCGUGUGUGUGCUGUUAUCCAGCAACCCAAACGAGCGAAUCGUUCCACCGAGAACUUGAAGAAUCAUCUAGGAGCAGUAACAGAGCAGAGUACAGUGAUGGUUGUCGCAGUGAAAGUAUUCAAAAAGUCCUCACCCAAUGGCAAGUUGACCGUGUACCUGGGGAAACGUGAUUUUAUUGACCACACCGACUACUGCGACCCGAUCGAUGGCGUCGUCGUGCUGGGCGAGGAGUACUUGCGGGGCCGCAAGGUCUUCGGGCAGCUCAUUACCACCUACCGCUAUGGCCGCGAAGAGGAUGAGGUGAUGGGUGUGAAGUUCUCGAAAGAGAUGGCCCUAACCAAGGACCAGAUCUACCCGAUGGAGAACGCCAACAUGGAGAUGACGCCGAUGCAGGAGCGCCUGGUCAAGAAGCUGGGCGCCAAUGCGUUCCCCUUCACCUUCCACUUCCCGGCCAUGGCCCCGAGCUCGGUCACGCUGCAGGCCGGUGAGGACGACCAGGGCAAACCGCUGGGCGUCGAGUACGCCAUCAAGGCGUUCGUCGGCGAGGAUGCCGAAGAUAAGGUCCACAAGCGCAGCACCGUCAUCCUGACGAUCAAGAAGCUGCAGUACGCCCCGACCACCCGCGGCCGCCGGCUCCCGUCGUCGCUCGUCAGCAAGGGCUUCACGUUCUCGCAGGGCAAGAUCAACCUGGAGGUGACGCUGGAUCGCGAGAUCUACUACCAUGGCGAAAAAAUUUCCGCCAACAUCGUCGUAACGAACAACUCUCGCAAGACCGUCAAGAGCAUCAAGUGCUUCGUCGUGCAGCACUGCGAGGUGACGAUGGUGAACGCUCAGUUCAGCAAGCACAUCGCCUCGCUGGAAACGCGCGAAGGAUGCCCCAUCACGCCCGGCGCUAGCUUCACGAAGUCCUUCUUCCUGGUCCCGUUGGCUUCGAGCAACAAGGACCGCCGGGGCAUUGCCCUCGAUGGUCACCUGAAGGAGGACGACGUGAACCUGGCCUCGUCCACGCUGAUCGGCGACGGCAAGUGUCCGUCGGAUGCGAUGGGUAUCGUCAUCUCGUACUCGCUGCGUGUCAAGCUGAACUGCGGCACUCUCGGCGGCGAGCUGCAGACUGACGUUCCGUUCAAGCUGAUGAACCCGGCACCCGGAACCAUCGACCGGGAGCGAGUCAACGCGCUCAAGAAGAUGAAGUCGAUAGAGCGUCACCGUUACGAGAACUCGCAUUACGCCGACGACGAUGACAACAUCGUGUUCGAGGACUUUGCCCGGCUGCGAAUGAACGAACCGGAGUAGAGUGCACGCGCACCCGACGCUUCCUGCUCUCCGUCCGUUGAUGGUGCGCCCUGCAAAAGGGGUUCCAUCUGGACGUGCCUUGCGUUUCUAGCGUUUCAAUCAGUUUUCCCUAUUCUUUGGUGCACCCCGUCUGACCGAUGCGUCCCUGCGUCCCUAGAGAGAGCGCUCAGGGACCGUGCUAGAGAACCCCCGGGAGGGAUGGACUUGGCCGUGUCCUAUACCUGAGUCGCGUAACUACGCCUAUGUGAUAACACCUUCGAUGCUAGUUUAACCAAAGCGAGGCGCCGCAGUAGAGCUCCCCUAUUUUAGCGUUACUCAAAAGAGCAGCAUUAUGCAACAACGAAAAAAGAAAAUGUUCGAAAAAUCAACAAAAAAAUGAAGGAAAAAUGAAUCAUUAGACGAUACCAAUUUGAUUCAUCGAUCAAUUGACACGCCACCGGGGACUGCGCAGUCAGAGGACCGGAGAACAAGUGAAACGAAACCUAACCCAGUGGGGCAGUGGUGCCAGCCACACCAAUUGAUCGAUCAAUCGAAGAGCAACACUAUGUUUUGGAGAAGGAGAACAUAAGCACGAAAACGGGAAAAACGGACUCACAGAAGAAUCCAACCAAAAAAAACCAAACUAACAAGCAAACAUGAAAACACCAGAAGUGAACGAAAUCGAAUCGAAAUCUAGUGCAGCUCGAUCGGGGGCGAC